AUGGCGGCCGCGCAGGUGGCAGAUGAUGUUGCCGAAGAUGUUGACGAAUUAGUGGUCAGGUCUGACAUAAGGAACCUUGCCAUCAUUGCACAUGUGGACCAUGGCAAGACAACACUGGUGGAUGCCAUGUUGCAACAGUCACGCGUCUUCCGAGACAACCAAAGCGUCGAGGAACGCAUCAUGGACUCGAAUGACUUGGAGCGUGAGCGCGGCAUCACCAUCCUGUCAAAGAACACAGCCAUUAGGUACCAAGACUGCAAAAUCAAUAUCAUUGACACACCAGGACAUGCCGACUUUGGAGGAGAAGUUGAGAGGAUUCUCAACAUGGCCGAUGGUGUGCUGCUCCUUGUCGAUGCAGUGGAGGGGCCCAUGCCCCAGACACGCUUCGUACUGCGAAAGGCGCUGGAACUUGACAAGAAGGUCAUAGUUGUUGUGAACAAGAUCGACCGGGAAGCAGCCAGGCCAGAUUAUGUUGUGGAUGCUACAUUUGAGCUGUUCUUGGAACUGGGCGCCAACGAUGCUCAGUGUGACUUCCCCGUGGUGUACGCCUCAGGGUUUCAAGGAGUUGCAGGGAUGAAGGCAGAUGACCUGGAAGAUAGCCUUGAGCCCCUGUUCGAAACGAUUAUGAAGGAGAUCGACCCACCAAGUGUACAGGCAGCAUCUCCACUUCAGAUGCUUGUGACGAACAUCGACUUCAAAGAACACAAGGGACGAAUGGCGAUCGGAAGGGUGCAGGCUGGUACGAUCAAGCAAGGGAGCCAGAUUGCCAUCUGCAAGGAGGACGAUGAGUCAGCAUGCAGGACUGGGAGAGUUGUGGAGCUCCUUGUUUAUGACAGCUUCAAAGAGGUUCCUGUGGAUGAGGUGCAAGCCGGUGACAUUUGUGCUGUCGCUGGUCUCCCUGAUGUCAAGAUCGGCGAGACCAUAACACACACAGAUGCCCCCAACCCGCUGCCCACGAUUACUGUAGAGGAGCCGACUGUCACCAUGUCAUUCAUGGUGAACACGAGUCCCUUUGCAGGGCGAGAGGGCAAGUUUGUGACCACAAGAAACAUCAAGGAACGCCUGGAGAGGGAGUUGGAGAGGAACUUGGCGUUGAAGGUGACUCCUGGCGCCACGCCUGAUGUGUUCAUGGUCAGCGGGCGCGGAGGCCUGCACCUGAGCAUCCUGAUCGAGACCAUGAGGAGGGAGGGAUACGAGAUCGCUGUGGGACCGAUCACGGUCAUCACCAAAACCAUUGAUGGGAAAACGUACGAGCCAUUUGAGGAAGCGCUUGUGGAGGUCCCUGAGGAGCACAUGGGGUCAGUGGUGGAACUGUUUGGCCGCAGGAAAGGCCGCAUGCUGGACAUGUCCGCAGGCCUUGGUGCAACGCAGGUUUUGAAGUAUGUGAUCCCAACUCGGGGGCUGUUGGGGAUGAGGUCCCAGCUUCUGACUGCAACCAAGGGCACAGCAGUUCUCAACACCAACGUGGCAGGCUAUGAGCCCUCAUGUGGCGAAAUCUCAACGCGCGAUAAUGGUUCUCUUGUUGCACACGAAACGGGAACGGCCACGGCCUAUGCUCUGGAGUCAUGUCAGGAGAGGGGCAUCAUGUUCGUCAAGCCUGGUGACAGCGUGUAUGAAGGGCAGGUUGUGGGCAUGAACAACCGGGGUCAAGACAUGCGCAUCAAUGUGUGCAAGAAGAAGCAGCUCACAAAUAUGCGCACAGCCAACAAAGACCAGACGGUGGUGCUGGACAGGGCGAAGGACAUGAACCUGGAGGCAGCCUUGGAGUACAUCACAACCAGCGAGCUUGUGGAGGUAACACCGAAGGCCAUCAGGAUACGGAUGGCACCCGGAAAGAUUCCCAAGGUUUGA
Ostreobium quekettii is the source of this 1851-nucleotide messenger RNA. Lineage: Eukaryota; Viridiplantae; Chlorophyta; Ulvophyceae; Bryopsidales; Ostreobiaceae. The record is from the annotation of a GenBank genome assembly.